AUGAAAAAGGAGGUUCUUAUGUUCAUGGUAGAUUUCCACACCCACAAUAGACUUGCUUAUGGCCUUAAUAGUUCCUUCAUCACACUUAUCCCCAAAAAUGAAAAUCCUGUGGGAUUGGGAGACUAUAGACCUAUUAGUUUGGUGGGCUUCGUUUACAAGAUUCUCUCAAAAGUCCUAGCACAUAGACUGAAAAGAGUUCUUCCUGAAGUAAUCGGAGUUACUCAAUCUGCUUUUCUUGGAGGAAUGAAUAUUUUGGAUGGUGUUCUUAUUGCUAAUGAAGUUGUGGAUAGUUGGAAAAAAUCCAAAAAGAAAGGAAGGAAGGAAGUAGUUAUUUCUCAUCUACAAUUUGCUGAUGAUUCAGUUAUCUUCUGUGAAGCAGAUAUGAAGCAAUUAGUAAGCAUUAAAAGGGGGCUUAGAUGUUUUGAGCUACUCUCUGGGCUGAGAAUAAACUAUCACAAAAGUGUUUUUUGUGGAUAUGGUGUUGGUAAUGAAGUCUUAUCAGCCAUGGUUGACCUCCUCAAUUGCCAAGUGCAAGGCUUGCUUCUGAAGUUCUUAGGUUUGCCCCUAGGUGCCAACCCUAGGAAAAAUUCCACCUGGAAACCUAUCCUAGAAAAAUUCAAAUCAAGAAUAGCAGGCUGGAAGAGAAGGCUCCUGUCUUUUGCAAGUAGACUCACUUUAAUCAAAUCAGUGGUAUCCAACCUUCCUCUCUAUUACUUAUCCUUAUUCAAAAUGCCUUUGGGGCUGGCCAAAGAGCUAGAGAAAAUUGAAGCUUCCUUCCUAUGGGGAGGUACUAAAUUAAAGAAGAAAAUUCAUAUGGUGAAGUGGGUUGAAGUAACAAAAAGUGCAAGUCUUGGAGGCCUAGGAAUACGAAGAAUUAUUGAUGUCAAUACUUGCCUCUUGUUAAAAUGGUGGUGGAAGUUUGGAUGUGAGCCUAAUGCUCUUUGGAGAAAGGUUCUCUGUAGUAAGUACCUGAUUGAUGAAGAUAGGUGGCUGCCAAUCUUAAGGCCUUCUUGCAAAUACUCUAGGGUGUGGAGUGACAUCAUAUCUAUUGCUAUCCACAAGCAGCCCCUCUACAAAUUCUUUCUGGACAACUUUCUAAUUAAGGUUGGUGAUGGAAAGACAGUCAAAUUCUGGUUUGAUAAAUGGUGUGGAAACAUUUGUCUCAAAGAUGAAUUCCCAAGUCUCUACAGAUUAUCUACCAAUAAGGAAGACACUCUACCCUUGUUCUAUGAUAAAAGAUCAUCCUUAGGGAAUUGGAACUUAUCUUUCAGAAGAACUCCAUAUGAGUGGGAAUUGGUGUAA
This is a messenger RNA of Camellia sinensis, 1302 nucleotides long. NCBI's taxonomy places the organism in Eukaryota, Viridiplantae, Streptophyta, Magnoliopsida, Ericales, Theaceae. The record is from RefSeq and is a predicted model, not a curated record.